AAUUAAACCCUAGCUCCUCCCUCUUCAACCUCCACCAUUCCGCUUGGUUGAAGCCCUAGCAGAGAGCAUACCAUGGUCCACGUCUCUUUCUACAGGAACUAUGGGAAGACCUUCAAGAAACCUCGGCGCCCUUAUGAAAAGGAGCGUCUGGAUGCAGAGCUCAAACUUGUAGGUGAAUAUGGGCUUCGUUGUAAAAGAGAGCUAUGGCGUGUUCAAUAUGCAUUGAGCCGAAUCCGAAAUAAUGCCAGGAUGCUUUUGACGCUUGAUGAAAAGAAUCCACGAAGAAUUUUUGAGGGAGAGGCCCUGCUUAGGAGGAUGAACAGGUAUGGUCUUUUGGAUGAAAGCCAAAACAAGCUCGAUUAUGUCUUGGCACUUACUGUCGAGAAUUUCCUUGAGCGUCGUCUCCAAACCCUUGUGUUCAAGUCGGGAAUGGCAAAAUCUAUCCACCACGCUAGAGUGCUCAUCAGGCAGAAGCAUAUAAGGGUAGGGAGGCAGGUAGUUAACAUCCCCUCUUUCAUGGUGAGGGUUGAUUCCCAAAAGCACAUAGACUUCUCUCUCACAAGUCCAUUUGGAGGCGGACGUCCUGGACGGGUGAAGAGAAAGAACCAGAAGGCGGCUGCGAAAAAGGCUGCUGGCGGAGAUGGAGAUGAAGAAGAAGAGGAUUGAGCUGUGGGCUUAGUUAAAAGUAGUGUUUUACUUCAAUUUUGUUUUGUCUGUGUUUUCUUACGUCUUUUGAGCUUGUGUUUGGACUUCUACUUUGAGCUGUGACCGCCUUUUGUUUCUACCCUGUAUUUGUUAUUGGCUCAAUUGAAGGUCUCACAUGCCUUGGUUUUGUGUUCGAGUUGUAGAAAAUCUCGUGGGAUGUAGGAGAACUUUUAAAUUGUUGGACUACAUUGAGAAGACAUGUAAAGCUAAGGUUCCUACAAAAGUAGAGUUUUUGUGUUCUUAUUA
This is a messenger RNA of Cucurbita pepo subsp. pepo (vegetable marrow), 951 nucleotides long. Its product is annotated as small ribosomal subunit protein uS4y. Gene Ontology annotation, cellular component: cytosolic small ribosomal subunit. Lineage: Eukaryota; Viridiplantae; Streptophyta; Magnoliopsida; Cucurbitales; Cucurbitaceae. The record is from RefSeq and is a predicted model, not a curated record. Gene Ontology annotation, molecular function: structural constituent of ribosome; rRNA binding. Gene Ontology annotation, biological process: ribosomal small subunit biogenesis; translation.